CGCAUGCGUCGCCGGGGCAGCAGCUGGGUUUGUAUCCGCUUUCACAGACGCAUGGCCGGCGUGUGGGUUUCCAAACACACGCAUUUAUAAUCUGCACCGUCGAAUAAGGGUUAUAGUAAGCAUUUGGACAUCACAGGCCAGCAGAAACCCACAGUAGAAUUUUUUCGGCAGUUUUUCAUGAUGUCAGAUGUGAAGGAGGAGCCUUUAGAGGAGGAGGGGCCUCUGGAAAAGAGGGAGGGGCCUUCAGAGCAAGAAGGCGGGGCCGAAGAUGAAGCGGGCGGGGUUACCGAAGUGGCAGAGACCAACGAGACGGCCAUGGAACGAGACUCGGGAGAUGAGAUCGUGGGGGAGAAGCCAGCCCGGAAGAUGGGGGUCCCUGGCGUGGUUUAUCUGGGUCACAUCCCCCCUAGAAUGAGACCCAAACACGUCCGGAACAUGCUGGGGAUCCACGGGGAGAUAGGCAGGGUAUUCCUGCAGGCAGAGGACCACUCUGUCCGCAAGAAGAAAAAGAAAGCUGGCUGCAAUGCCAGGAGCUUUACGGAGGGCUGGGUGGAGUUCCGGGACAAGAGAGUCGCCAAGAACGUCGCCGCCAGCCUCCACAACACCCCCAUGUGCGCCCGCAAGAGGAGCCGUUUCCACGACGACCUCUGGAACAUCAAGUACCUGCACCGGUUCAAGUGGACUCACCUGAGCGAGCGUCUGGCUUACGAGAAGACAGUCCGGCAGCAGAGGAUGAGAGUGGAGAUCUCCCAGGCCAAGAGAGAGACCAGUUUCUACCUGGACAAUGUGGAGAAGAGCCGGGACCUGGCAAGACUGCGGGAGAGGAAGAGUCGGAGCGGACAGCCCUUCCAGGAGCCCAGCUGGGGUUUCACACAGAGGCAGACCGAGGAGGAGAUCCAGAGAGGCAAGCAGAGCAGGGGCCAACAGGGACAAGCGGACAAGAGCCAGAGGAGGCAGCUUCGAAAAGCCAUGGCCAAAACACAGGAGAUCGAGAAGAAAUCGCAGUCAAAUGUCUCCCUGCUGGCGAAGAUCUUCAACGCCAGAGGCAAGCAGGAUUGAGAGCAGGGUCCUGCUGAUCAGUUUUGGGGGGUACAGCGCUGGCAAAAAAGUUUUGCAUCACCUAGAAUUUUAGGAAUACAAAAAUAUAAUAUAUAUUUUUUUUUAGCAUCAUGCAAUCAAAGAAACUACAAAAUGAUGUCACCAAAAGCCAGAAGCCAUAUUUGUAGUAUUUCAUGUUAAAUUUAGAAAUGCCUCCGACUUUUUUUCAUUAUGUUAACGUAAAAUAAUCCCGCAGGUUUCAUUCAAUUGUAGGAAGCAAAAAUUUGUUCAUUCUGUAAGGGUUUGCAAAACUUUUGUCCAGAGCUGUACAAUAUGGGAGUCCACCGUGUCUCUCCUAGGGGCUGGGCUGUCCAACCCCCUAGAUAAACGAGCCAGCCUGCGCUUGCAUUGGUUCUAAUGUAGAGCGUGUUGAAGCUGUUGUAAAGUUUUGUAUGGGGUGAUGGUUGUACGAAUUCGGUUUUUUCAGAACCAACAAAUUCAGAGUCGCUUGGUCCUGGAGUUCCCACAUUCUCUGCGAUGGAGUUUAUACGACUUCUAAAUUUUUUAAAAUGCUGUGUAAAAAAUAAUAAAAUGAAAUGAUAC
This is a messenger RNA of Polyodon spathula (Mississippi paddlefish), 1641 nucleotides long. RefSeq names its product activator of basal transcription 1 (gene abt1). The record is from RefSeq and is a predicted model, not a curated record. The transcript has 4 exons. Gene Ontology annotation, molecular function: RNA binding. Gene Ontology annotation, biological process: endonucleolytic cleavage to generate mature 5'-end of SSU-rRNA from (SSU-rRNA, 5.8S rRNA, LSU-rRNA); endonucleolytic cleavage in ITS1 to separate SSU-rRNA from 5.8S rRNA and LSU-rRNA from tricistronic rRNA transcript (SSU-rRNA, 5.8S rRNA, LSU-rRNA); small-subunit processome assembly. Lineage: Eukaryota; Metazoa; Chordata; Actinopteri; Acipenseriformes; Polyodontidae. Gene Ontology annotation, cellular component: nucleolus. Bases 178 to 1059 code for a protein of 293 amino acids.